Messenger RNA from Alternaria incomplexa, 1797 nucleotides. RefSeq lists its product as uncharacterized. Bases 1 to 1797 code for a protein of 598 amino acids. The record is from RefSeq and is a predicted model, not a curated record. Lineage: Eukaryota; Fungi; Ascomycota; Dothideomycetes; Pleosporales; Pleosporaceae. The transcript is spliced from 2 exons.
AUGUCACCCGAUCUGGCUUCUGAAUUGCUCGCCCAAGCCUUGGAGUUUACGCGGAAAGAACCAGAUGCCAAGGCGCAGUAUGCACCGCAUUUAAACCGCAUCAUCGCGAUACCCGACCAUGCAGGACCAGCAAGACGUGCAGACGAACACGUAUACUUCUUAGUUGCCUACGCUGAAGUGUUGGACCGGCAUUCCAUCAAGCCAGCCGAAUUUGCAGAGUUCUUGUAUGGUCUACAGGUCCUGACUACAGCGGCAAACACGACGGCUGAGGAUUUGCUACACGAACCGACGCGUGAAGGACUCUCUUCCAGCAUCGUACACGACUACAUUCGAGGAGCUAAUGAAGCUUUCUUUGCGCCGAGAGGUCUGGUUGUGUCGUUCCGCAGCGAGACUGCGCUUCUAGAUAUGCUACCUAUACCUGCGGGCCACAAACCCACCGUUCUCGCCAACUUGGCCGAUAAGACUGCAACGGCUGAAUGGCGCGCGAGGCAAUUAUACCCCUGGAUCGAAGCUCUCGACGCGGACGCAGUGCCGAUGCCGAGCGAGAGAGUGCUCAAGUUGCAUGAGAUGAGUGAACGUUUCUCGGGUCAUCAGACGGCUACUGGCUCGCCUGAUCAUGUUGGAAACACAUCGUCGCAUAAUAGGGCGCGAGGAUCUGCUGGAGCAUAUGAAGACCCACCUCGCUCCAUUCCUGGACCUCCAGAGGAGUCUUCACACGCACAUGGUCGACAUGGACGGGGCGGUCAUCAUCCUCGCGGCAGACGAGGCGGUCACUGGUCGCCCUUUGGUAUGCCAGGCCAUGGCCCCUUCGGUGCACCUGGCAACGGACCUUUUGGUACACCUGGCAAUGGGCCUUUCGGGCGCGGCGGUCGAGGACCAUUCGGGCCCCGAGGCAACGCCUUCUUCGGUAGAGGAGGUUGCUCCUCUCGUGGCGGACGUGGACGCGGACGAGGACCACCACAAUCCGGAAACGAGUGGGCAGAAGUAGGCAAAGAAUUAGGAAAGAUUGGGGAGCAGUUCGGUAAACAUAUGGGUGAUUUGGGUGUUGAGAUUGGUAAACGCGCUAGUGCUUUCGGGGUGGAGGUGGGUAGGAUGGCUAGUGGAAAUGCAGGUGGAGGUGUGAGUGUAAGUGGGAAUAGGGGGCCUACUACCUCAGGUCCUGCCUCGUACGAGCAAGUCCACAACGACCUACCACCUGCGUACGAUACGCCACCGGGCCAAGAAACAGGCGUGCUAUACGGCGACCGCAAAAUCGACACGGCAUACCCCACCGACAAGAAAGAUAAAGGCAAAGCUGCAGUCAAGGACCUGGAUGACGACGACGACACCUCCUCAAUAUCAUCAGAUAGCUCUGAUUCUUCCUCAUCAGACUCUGAUUCCGACUACGACUCCGACCUCACCCCUGCCCCAACCCCCAAAGCCCAAUCCCUCAAACUCGCGCGCCGCAACAUCAAGCAGCGAAACCGCGAGCUCAAGAAACAACACCGCGCCAAGAAACGUGAAUUGAAAGCCAAACACGCUGAUACCAACACCAAGGGCAAAGGCAAAGCGGCGAAGAAAGCGAAGAAGGAUCCGGAAUGGAAAGCUGCGAAGAAAGAGUACAAAGUGCAGAGGAAGGAGUUGAAGAAGGAGAGAUUGGCUGUGAAGAGGGAGUGGCGGGAGGCGAGGGAGGAGAUGAAGAGGGAGAAGAGGGGGGUGAAAGGGAUGGCGGUUGGUGGGAAAGCGCGAGAAGGGUCUGAGAAGGGAGGAGAGGGAAAGAUGGGGGUUUGGUUGGUGAUUGAGAAUUUGGCACCUUGA